GACAGCUGUCAACAAUUUGCUGUAAGGAAAGUGAUUUUUGUUUUUCAAUGUUUGGAAACUAAGUAACCGGGAGAUCUCUCUAGAAACUCUACGAUAUCUAUUUUAUUAAUUUCUAAGUCGUUCCACUGUAAUUUCUGGCGCUUAUCAAAUUAAAAUGGCUAACGAUCCCGAAAGAUUUGAUUCUAUGCUGCUAGCCAUGGCUCAGCAGCACGAGGGUGGAGUAAAAGAUCUUUUGAAGACCAUUGUCAGCUUUCUUGCAAGAAAAACUGAUUUCUUCACUGGCGGCAAAGAGGGUGAUUGGGAGAGAAUCGUCAAAGAAACUUUCUACGAGUUUGCUAAAAAGGCACAAGAAGAAGCACAAAAACUGAAGAGGGAGAAGGAAGAGGCUGACAAACGUCUGAAGGACAUUCAGCAGCGGAAGGAGCAAGAGAGGCUGGCUCAGGACUUUGAGCCUGCAACCGUCAUGGAAGUCUCCGAUCAAGAGGCUGACAAAAUACAAGAGGAGAUUGAGAAGGACAAAAUUAAAAAAACCGAAGAUGGCAGCGGUGAUGGUGCUGAAAAAGCCGAAGAGGCCGCAGCAGAGGUACCAGAAGAUGACGAUGAUGAUCCCAAGGAGAAAGGCAAACUGAAACCCAACUCCGGCAAUGGGUGUGACCUUGAACAUUACAGGUGGACUCAGACUUUAGAAGAAGUUGAGCUUCGAGUGCCCCUACGUCAAGUGCUGCGACCCCGCGACCUGAAUGUGAUCAUCAACAAGCGUCACCUCAAGGUCGGCAUCAAGGGCCAACCCUUCAUCAUCGAUGGUGAACUAGACUCCGACGUCAAGAUCGAGGAGUCGACCUGGGUGCUACAAGACGGGCGCAAUCUGCUCGUCAAUCUAGAAAAGGUGAACAAAAUGAAUUGGUGGAGCAGGCUAGUCACAACGGACCCCGAGAUAUCUACUAGGAAAAUCAAUCCAGAGCCAUCGAAACUAUCGGACUUGGAUGGCGAGACCAGAGGGCUAGUCGAGAAAAUGAUGUACGAUCAAAGACAGAAAGAAAUGGGCCUGCCGACUAGCGACGAACAAAAGAAACAGGACGUGCUCAAAAAAUUCAUGGAGCAGCAUCCUGAAAUGGAUUUCUCGAAGUGCAAAUUCAAUUAAAGUUACAUUAAUAAAUUUUUAAUUUUAAGUAAACUUUUAAUUUUACAAGGUAUUAUUUGAGUUAACAUUUAAUAAUCACUUGUGUUGAACAUUCUCAAUGCAAUUAUGUUUUCAGUACAUUAAUUGCGUUCCUGAGUAUACUUUGGAGUCUGAUCAAGUAGUAUCCAAUAAUGAUACUUGUAACUGUAAUGCUUAAUGAUAUAGUUGUGUAAGCAUGAUUGUAUAUCUUGCACUAAUUGCACUGAUGCAAACAGCAUUUCCGUAUGUUUUAAUGUGAACGUAUUAAAUAAAUGCGUAAAAACU
Messenger RNA from Ostrinia nubilalis (European corn borer), 1444 nucleotides. It is a transcript of the gene nudC, whose product is annotated as nuclear migration protein nudC. Gene Ontology annotation, biological process: protein folding. Lineage: Eukaryota; Metazoa; Arthropoda; Insecta; Lepidoptera; Crambidae. Bases 155 to 1141 code for a protein of 328 amino acids. The record is from RefSeq and is a predicted model, not a curated record. The transcript is spliced from 8 exons. Gene Ontology annotation, cellular component: cytoplasm.